AUGUCACAACGUUUCUCUACCGUCGAUGUUGCAGCGCACAAUAUCGCAGACGACCUCUACAUCAUCGUAGAUGAAGACGUCUAUGACCUGACCAAAUUCGCGGACGAGCAUCCCGGAGGAAAGAAGAUUCUUACCCGCGUUGCUGGCAAAGAUGCCUCGAAGCAGUUCUGGAAGUACCACAACGAGAGUAUCCUCAAGAAGUACCAGAAGCAACUGCAAGUAGGGUCGCUAGACACAAAGGCUGCGCCUCCCACUCCUCCAGCAACACCACCAUCGCAGAAGAAGGAGCCCGUCAAGCCUGAGACUGUCUCAGGCGCCAUUGCACCUCAGCCAACUGAGGCUGCUGCCGAGGAGGCUGAGUCAUUCGACUCCUAUGGCGACCUUAUUCCAUACGCCGACCCAUCAUGGUACCAAACCUACCACUCGCCCUACUAUAACGAGACCCACGUAGCCCUCCGCGAAGAAGUUCGAGUAUGGGUUGAGGAGAAGAUCAUGCCCAACGUCACCGAGUGGGAUGAGGCAAAGAAGGUGCCAGAUGAGAUCUACAAGGAGAUGGGUGACCGCGGCUACCUUGCCGGUCUGCUGGGCAUUCACUAUCCAGCGCAAUACACCGAUAAGCGAGUAGCAAGUGUACCACCUGAAAAGUGGGACCACUUCCAUGAGAUGAUUCUCACAGACGAGCUGUCUCGCACCGGUAGUGGAGGUCUUGUCUGGAACCUCAUCGGUGGCUAUGGCAUCGGUGGCCCACCAGUCUUCAAGUUUGCAAAGCCAGAACUAAUCAAGCGCAUUGGCCCUGGACUGCUCAGUGGUGACAAACGCAUCUGUCUUGCCAUCACCGAGCCCGACGCUGGCAGCGACGUCGCAGGUCUGACCUGCGAAGCCAAGCUCUCCGAGGACGGAAAGCACUACAUCGUCAACGGCGAAAAGAAAUGGAUCACCAACGGCAUCUGGUCCGACUAUUUUACAACCGCGGUCCGCACCUCGAACAAAGGCAUGAACGGCGUCUCCGUGCUCCUCAUCGAGCGCUCAGCCGGCGGUGUCUCGACCCGCAGAAUGGACUGCCAGGGCGUCUGGUCAUCAGGAACAACAUACAUCACCUUCGAGGACGUCAAGGUCCCCGUCGAGAACCUCAUCGGCAAGGAGAACCAGGGCUUCAAGGUCGUUAUGACAAACUUCAACCACGAGCGCAUAGGCAUCAUUAUCCAAUCUGUCCGCUUCGCGCGCGUCUGUUACGAGGAAAGCGUCAAGUACGCGCACAAGCGCAAGACCUUCGGCAAGAAACUCAUCGACCACCCGGUCAUCCGCCUCAAACUCGCACAUAUGGCGCGCCAGAUCGAGGCCAGCUACAACUGGCUUGAGAACCUGGUGUACCAGUGCCAGCUCAUGGGUGAGACUGAAGCUAUGUUGAAGCUCGGUGGAGCUAUUGCGAGUUUGAAGGCGCAGAGUACUACGACAUUCGAGUUCUGCGCAAGGGAAGCGAGUCAGAUCUUUGGCGGUCUGAGUUAUAGUCGUGGUGGGCAGGGCGCGAAGGUCGAGAGGCUAUACAGGGAUGUAAGGGCGUAUGCUAUCCCGGGUGGAAGUGAGGAGAUCAUGCUGGACUUGAGUAUCAGGCAAGCGCUGAGGGUGCACAAGGUUUUGGGGAUGAAAUUGUAG
This is a messenger RNA of Macroventuria anomochaeta, 1653 nucleotides long. Its product is annotated as acyl-CoA dehydrogenase NM domain-like protein. Gene Ontology annotation, molecular function: acyl-CoA dehydrogenase activity; flavin adenine dinucleotide binding. The record is from RefSeq and is a predicted model, not a curated record. The transcript has 2 exons. NCBI's taxonomy places the organism in Eukaryota, Fungi, Ascomycota, Dothideomycetes, Pleosporales, Didymellaceae. The coding region runs from base 1 to 1653 and encodes 550 amino acids.